This is a messenger RNA of Syzygium oleosum, 1387 nucleotides long. RefSeq lists its product as uncharacterized. The transcript has 7 exons. The coding region runs from base 111 to 1172 and encodes 353 amino acids. The record is from RefSeq and is a predicted model, not a curated record. Lineage: Eukaryota; Viridiplantae; Streptophyta; Magnoliopsida; Myrtales; Myrtaceae.
AACCACAGCCAAUAUACAGAUUCAUCCAUGGCAUUCUCAUUCUGAUAUCUCUCUCUCUCUCUCCAUACGAGGUAGAUGUCACUUGUGGCCUCCUCGCUCUCAAGCCUAAGAUGCACUCUCUCCGGCUGAGACCCCCGCUACCACCCUCUUCUUCGUCGCCGCCGCCGCCGCCGCCGCCGCUGUCGCCGUCGUCAUCGUCGUCAUAUCUCGUGUACAACCUCCAUUUCGCGUCCCCGCCUUGCUCCUUCCUCUUCAGCUUCAGACCCAACAAGCGCUUCCACUUCCUCAAGCCAUGCUCGUCCCUCAAGCAGACCAAGAAGCGGCAGUCGCUCCAGAAGACGAGCGCCCCGCAGAGCCUCAAGUGGUUCUUCGGCCCCAAGGGCGACGGGGACGACGAGAAGAAGCCGCCGCAGCAGCUCCAGGGAGAGGGAGAGGGCGAGGGCGAGGGCGGCGGCGCGUUGGAAGGUGACGCGGCGGUGAAGGGGACCAUCUUGGCCGGCGUGUUGCUGGUGGGCGUGGUGGGCGGGUUCGGCACCGUUGGGUACGUGUACAGGGACCAGAUCAACGCCUUCUUGACCCAGUUCUCUACCUUCAUUGACGGUUAUGGCCCAGCAGGAUAUGCUCUAUUUGUAGCUGUUUAUGCUGGUCUAGAAAUCCUUGCAAUCCCCGCAAUCCCUUUAACAAUGUCAGCUGGACUUCUUUUCGGUUCCGUAAUUGGCACAAUCAUUGUCUCCAUCAGUGGAACGGUGGCUGCAAGUGUUGCUUUUCUCAUUGCCAGAUAUUUUGCUAGGGAGCGAAUUCUUAAGUUAGUUGAAGGAAAUAAGAAAUUUCUUGCAAUUGACAGAGCUAUUGGGGAAAAUGGCUUCAGAGUCGUUACCCUUCUGCGUCUGAGCCCUUUGCUUCCAUUUUCUCUUGGGAAUUAUUUGUAUGGACUCACAUCUGUCAAAUUUGUCCCAUACGUAUUGGGAAGUUGGUUAGGAAUGCUUCCAGGAACGUGGGCAUAUGUUAGUGCUGGUGCUUUCGGGCGAGCGAUCAUUCAAGAAGAAUCCGAGAUUGGUUUAGCUGGAGGAAAUGGUCAGCUGCUGACCCUUGGGCUUGGACUUUUGGCCACUGCAUUAGCGGCAACCUAUGUGACCAAGCUUGCAAAGGAUGCCGUGAAAGACAUCGAGUGAUCGCCGGUCGCUGGUCAGACCGUAGGUGGGAAACUGUAAAAUUAAGGAUGAACUUAGCCGCAUGUAAAGAUAUAGCAAAGUCGCAUUCUCAGUGAAAUCAGAGUAGAUUUCUGUUCAUCCCUCCAUUUUUGUUCCAACUACUAACGUGCUUCCCAUUUUUGACCUUUCCUGUAAUUAUAAAUAUAUAGCUAGAAAGUCCAUGAUGAUUUUAUUUC